Macroventuria anomochaeta is the source of this 5236-nucleotide messenger RNA. Its product is annotated as kinesin family protein-like protein. Gene Ontology annotation, molecular function: ATP binding; microtubule binding; microtubule motor activity. The coding region runs from base 186 to 5048 and encodes 1620 amino acids. The record is from RefSeq and is a predicted model, not a curated record. Gene Ontology annotation, biological process: microtubule-based movement. The transcript has 2 exons. Lineage: Eukaryota; Fungi; Ascomycota; Dothideomycetes; Pleosporales; Didymellaceae.
GUGGACUGCUCCACUGCUGACCGCCUCCUUUACUGCACUUGGACAACAUCCACAUACCUCACCGUGGUAUUUGUUUCUCCAUGUUCUGCACAUGACCGCCGCAUCAUCUCUGCCUCGACCGGCAUUCACUCCUUUACACAGCACCCACGUAAUCUUGGAAACAAAACAGUAAUUGGUCCUGCACCAUGGCGUCAGGCGGCGGCAACAUCAAGGUGGUGGUGAGGUGUAGGCCUUUCAACGGCCGAGAGAAGCAACGCAAUGCACAAUGCAUUGUCGAGAUGAAGGGCGACCAGACCAUUAUCAGACCACCGACGAACGUUUCUGUCCAGGGAAAAGCCGCGAAAGCUGCCGCCGAAGGCACCAAGACGUUUGCGUUCGAUCGUUCAUACUGGUCCUUCGACCGCGAUGCGCCCAACUAUGCCGGACAAGACAACCUGCACCAAGAUCUGGGGAAGCCGUUGCUGGACAAUGCCUUCCAGGGGUACAACAACUGUAUCUUUGCAUACGGCCAGACGGGUUCAGGAAAAUCAUAUUCAAUGAUGGGUUAUGGGCAAGAGUACGGCAUUAUCCCUAAGAUCUGUCAAGACAUGUUCGAGAGGAUUGGGGAGAUGCAAAAGGACAAGAGCCUGAGCUGUACCGUGGAGGUGUCAUACUUGGAAAUCUACAACGAACGUGUUCGCGAUCUUCUGAACCCUUCGAACAAGGGCAACCUAAGGGUCCGAGAGCACCCUUCGACCGGUCCAUACGUUGAAGACUUGGCGAAGCUGGUGGUCCAAUCAUUCCCCGAUAUCGAGAAUCUGAUGGACGAAGGAAACAAGGCCCGUACCGUUGCUGCGACGAACAUGAACGAGACGUCCUCCCGAUCGCACGCCGUCUUCACCGUAACCCUCACACAAAAGCGUCACGAUGCACAGGCCGGAUUGAGCGGAGAAAGGGUCGCAAAGAUCAGUUUAGUGGAUCUGGCAGGUUCAGAAAGAGCGCAGUCUACUGGUGCGACAGGAGCUCGACUGAAGGAAGGUGCAGAGAUCAAUAGGUCUCUUUCGACCCUGGGACGUGUCAUUGCAGCGCUAGCAGAUCAGUCGACAGGGAAGAAGAAGACGCAAGUGCCAUACCGAGAUUCAGUUCUAACAUGGCUGUUGAAAGAUUCACUAGGAGGAAACAGUAUGACUGCCAUGGUCGCAGCUAUCUCGCCAGCCGAUAUCAACUUCGACGAGACCCUGUCAACUCUCCGAUACGCCGAUUCCGCGAAACGCAUCAAGAACCACGCUGUUGUCAACGAAGAUCCGAAUGCGCGCAUGAUUCGAGAACUGAACGAAGAGCUGGCAAAACUUCGUUCGCAACUCAGCGGAGGCGGAGGAGGCGGCGGAGGAGGCGGCGGCGGUGGUAUGGCCGCAGAACAGUAUGCGCCGGGCACACCCCUGGAGCAGCAGAUCGUCACAAUCACUGAAGCAGACGGGACUGAGAAGAAGGUCUCAAAGGCUGAGAUUGUGGAGAAGCUGAACCAGUCAGAAAAGCUGUACAAAGACCUCAAUCAGACAUGGGAGGAGAAGCUUCAAAAGACGGAGGAGAUCCACAAGGAGCGGGAGGCUGCUCUGGAAGAGCUUGGUAUCAGCAUCGAAAAGGGAUUCGUUGGUCUCUCCACACCGAAGAACAUGCCCCAUUUGGUCAAUCUGAGUGACGAUGCGCUUAUGAAUGAGUGUCUCAUCUACAAUCUCAAGCCUGGAACAACAGCCGUAGGCAACUCCGACACCAAAGACCAGACUGCGACAAUUCGCUUGAACGGCUCGCAAAUACUCGCGCACCAUUGCGACCUUGAAAAUGUGGACGGUACGGUCACCGUGGUACCACAGGAAGGGGCGAGCAUCAUGGUCAAUGGUCUCCGAAUCGACAAACCAAUACAGCUUAGAAGUGGCCACCGCAUCAUCCUUGGCGACUUUCAUAUCUUCCGGUUCACGAACCCAGGAGAAGUAAGAGCAGAGCGUGCCGAAAUAGGAAAGAGCUUACUGCGACAUUCGGUGCAUGCCAGCCAACUGACCUCUCCCUCGCCAGCACCAAGGCCUGGACACGACAGAACACACAGCACGAUUAGUCUCGCCAAUUCCGAGUUCGACCCCGACAGCCCAAGGGCAUCUUCGCCCGCUUUCUGGCAGCGUGGAAAGGAGUCUGAGUUCACAUUUGCGCGCAGGGAAGCACUUGCUGCAUGGCUAGGGCCGGACAAACGCAUCGAGAACCUGCCAGACGACGAAUUUGAUGCUAUCAUUGAUGACCUGCAAAGACAACGUGACAAUCGCAAGGCUGGCAACGCGAAUCGCCUGUUUGAGCAGGAAGAAGACAUGGAAUCGACAUCGUCUUAUCCUAUCCGGGAAAAAUAUGCAUCCAAUGGAACCAUCGACAACUUCUCACUCGACACGAUGCUGACCUCGCCCUCCACACCACAAUAUGAGGACAGUGAGAAGAUGCGAGAGUUGAAGAGCGACAUGCAGGAUAAGCUAGACAAGCAGAAGGAAGACUUCCAAGCCAAGUUGAAGGCCGACGAAGAAGCCAAAGUAGAGCUGGAGGAGCUGCGUGCUGCAAAGGAAGAGAUGGAGGCGAAGUUGAAAGAGCAGAAGGAGACUUUUGAACGCCAGCUGAGAAAGCUUGGUCAUGAGCCUGAGCCCGAUGAUGAAGCCAUACCUGCGAAGGAGGGCCUGAACGAGCAGCAACUCGCUCGCGCAAGAACGGCAUUUCAGCAUUGGCGAAAACGGAAGUACGUCACCAUGGCUGAGACAAUCCUGCAAAACGCUGCAACUUUGAAGGAAGCGCAAGUCAUGAGUCAACAAAUGGACAAGAAUGUGGUCUUCCAGUUCUGCAUCGUUGAUGUCGGUCAGACUGUACCCUCGACCUACGAUCUGAUCAAUCUUGCCGAUACCGGAGAGGAGGACGAUGAUGAUCUGGACGAUACACCGAAGCCAUGUGUUGGUGUACGCGUGAUCGACUUCAAGCACGAGGUGAUACAUUUGUGGUCACUACAAAAGCUACGUCAACGCGUGCGGCGGAUGCAUCAAAUGCAUCAGUACAUGAACCGACCUGAGUACAUGCAGCACUUCAACCCAGAGAGCCCGUUCUCGGACCCUUGUAUGCCCGAGUUCUCUCGCAUUGGCGAUGUUGACGUGCCGCUUGCUGCUGUCUUCGAGUCAAGAGUGCGAGAUAUGAAGCUCGACGUCAUUUCACCAUACACCGCCAACCCGAUCGGUAUCAUUCAUCUGUCAGUAGAACCUUCUUCUGCAGAAGCACCGACCACGACGCUCAACUUUAGUGUUACGCUGCAUGAGCUUGUGGGCUUUCCUGAAAGGGAAGGGACCGACGUUCAUGCUUUGCUGUAUCUGCCUAGUCUUUCCAAAGAAGGAGGCGCGACGAGCACAAUGUUCAUGAACAAGUUCGACGAGGGGCCCAUCCGUUUCCAGACUUUCCACAGUAUGAGCAUACCGUACCCAAGUCCGCCAGACACAUUCCUGCGCGUCGCUAUCUUUGCACGAGUAACCUCCAUGCAUCUCGACAAGCUUCUGAGCUGGGAUGACAUGCGAGAUCAGGCUCCUCAGCGCAAGCAGAAGCGCCGCACUGCGCGUAUUGCGGAGUCCGAGUUCUACACUGAAGACACUCACGACAUCUUUUCUCGCAUUCAGAUUCAGGAGAUCUCAGAUGAUGGAACCUACCAACCCGUCGAAGUCACACAAAGCAGCGUCUUAGAUGCCGGAGUAUACCAGCUGCAUCAGGGUUUGGCAAGACGCAUCGUGGUGAACCUUACACAUACUUGCGGCGACACACUGCAGUGGCAAAACGUAACGUCAAUGCGCAUGGGUCGCAUCCGUCUGAUUGAUGCAUCCGGUAAUGCUCCUGGAAUCGACUCUCCUGUCAGGGAGGUUCCCAUCGACCUGACUGCGCCGCCUACUGUCAAAGACAACGCCGAUGGCACUACGAACGUGAAGUUCAUCGGUCGAUGGGACAGUACAGCCCAUGGAUCCCUACUUCUGGACCGCGCCACCCAGGACAAAUAUCGCGUACAGGCGAACCUGCUCUUUAACGUCACAUCCGCGAAGCUCGAUGAACCAAUGGUAUUCUCGCUUGAUCUCGCAAUGCAGAUCCGCAACCGUGCCUACAUCCGCCAAACCUCCCUCUUCUCCCUCUCGAAUCUCUGGAACCAAGUCAAGGUCGUCCAUUCCACAGUCGGCAUCUUCAACGUCGCCAUCCGUCCCACAUCCGUAAAACGUGCCACUGACCUCUGGCGCAUGAACACGCGCGAGGACUACAUCAAGGGCGAGGAAGACCUCGCCGAUUGGACACCGCGCGGCGUCUCCCUCGUAAAAGAUUACAUCGGCGUCGAGCGCCGCCGCCGCCGUAUCGCAGAAAUCGAGCUCGCGCGCACCAUCCUCUCGCCUAAACUGCUCAGCAUCCCCAAACGCGACGACCCAAUAACUAACGCGGAGCUCGACGACCGCCAAAAAGCCCUCCUCUCCAGAACACUGACUCUGUGGACGAGUCACAAAGCCCCCGAAUCCAUAAUCCUGUCUCCAACAAACCUCGAGCCGCCCACCGCGGGUGCCGCAUUCGCCCCGCGCUCGCCCUCGCGCGGAAACAGCCCCGCGCCAAAAACCAGUCUCACGGCCACCGUGCGGUUUAUAUCCAAGAACCCAAAUCUCCUCAAAGCUUCAUUUUUGCUGACGCCUGACCCAACGAACACCCGCUGGAUCCGGCGUUACGUCGAGCUCCGCCGCCCAUAUCUGCAUAUUUAUAGCGUGGAUGGGGAUGAGCUGAAUGCUAUCAACCUUACCAACGCGCGGGUUAAUCAUUCGCCGGAGAUUGCGAGGCUGUUGAAUGGGAGUGGUGGGCAUAGUAGACAAGGAAGUAAUGGGGGGAAUGGGGUGACGGCGCAGCAGAAAGAUACAAUACUCGCGGUGUUUGCAAAGAGUAAUACCUAUAUCUUUCGGGCGAAGAGUGAGAGGGAGAAGAUUGAGUGGAUUUUGAAGAUUGAUCAGGGGUAUUUUUCGAGUGAGGGGGAGGACUCUGGGUAACAACGCUGUAGUGUGAGUGAGGGGGGAGAAGUGGAACGGUGGAGGUUGCUCGGUCAUUAAGGAGCAUGGAGAUGCAACUCUUUUCUUGGUAUAGUCGCACUUGUUGCGUGAGGCGUUUAGCGUCGGUUGACUUGCUGGCAUUUACAUACAUUGCUUGGGAUACCCAGAGCGUUGACAUAGCUCGCGAG